This is a messenger RNA of Hyaloscypha bicolor E, 582 nucleotides long. RefSeq lists its product as uncharacterized. Lineage: Eukaryota; Fungi; Ascomycota; Leotiomycetes; Helotiales; Hyaloscyphaceae. The record is from RefSeq and is a predicted model, not a curated record. The transcript has 3 exons. Bases 1 to 534 code for a protein of 177 amino acids.
AUGUGCCUCUUCUAUAUCCUCGCUGUUUUUUUCCUCGUCUUGACAGGCUUCGCCGCCAAAGAUGAGCAAUACUUAUCCAUAACAGCCGUCACCACCGACUCAAACGACCACGCUUACCUCGAAUGCUGGCGCUUCCUCACAGCCUUCAGCGCCUACCCCACAGUUGGCAACUCCCUCGCCAUCGCAAACACCACAAACGUAACAUACGUUAUCCUGCCGCCUCAGUCUGCUGAAGGAAUUCAUAAACCUCCUCAUCCAAUGUUCUUCAUCCUGCUGUCAGGCCUCGCACAUGUGACAUUCCCGUUCAAUGUUGAAGAGCUGUGGAUUCGUGAAGGUGCGGAGAGCUUGAUCGUUGCGAAUGAUGUAAACGGCGUGGGCCAUUUCACGGAGUAUCCGGGGGGGAAGGAGACAAUUGCGUUGCAGGUGCCGUUUAAGGAUGGGAUUGUGCCGGCUCAUGAGGUAUGGGAGGAGGGAAACAAAAGGCUUUGGGAGGAUUGGUCUGAGAGCAUGAAAUUGAGAAGGAUAGAGAGGUGAGAGGAAGAAAUGAAGAAUUAGAUUUAAUUUAUUAACUUGUGCCUUUUA